Sodiomyces alkalinus F11 is the source of this 522-nucleotide messenger RNA. RefSeq lists its product as hypothetical. NCBI's taxonomy places the organism in Eukaryota, Fungi, Ascomycota, Sordariomycetes, Glomerellales, Plectosphaerellaceae. The record is from RefSeq and is a predicted model, not a curated record. The transcript has 2 exons. Bases 1 to 522 code for a protein of 173 amino acids.
AUGGCUCGUCCCAGGUUACCGUUGUUAUACGGCGUGUUCCAAUUCUGCUGUCGCCUGGUCCUCGUCGUCAUCGAAGUCUGCGCCCUCGCAUCCCUCAUCACUCUUUCCCGCUAUGGGGAGAGCCUGCCUAUAGGCUAUGUAGCCGUUCUCUUCGGUAUCCUCUUCUCCAUGGCCGAAAUGGUCACCCUCGCCAACUCGACGCACCAAAUCCCCCGUUUCCGCACCGGCAUCCUCGUGAUACUGGACCUCGUGCUCUGCGCCCUCGGCAUGGUCUCCUUCUUCUACUUCAUGAUCAGCUGCCGCUGGCGCCCCGAGCAAGGCGCCGGCUGGCCCCGACACGACCCGUACCGCGACGAAAAAACCGUUUGGGCGCCCUGGUACGCCUGGCUCCAGCUCGCCGCUGCGCUCCUCCACUUCGUCUACAUGAUGAUGCACUGCGUCGAUGCGUGCCGUCAGUCGUCCCGGGAUCGGAGGAGACACGAGAGGCGGCGGCAUACGCAUCGGGUGCAAUGGGGUUAUUGA